AUGUCUUCACGUAGAGCUGUUUACACAUCCAAAGCCCCAAAGCCCUUGGGUGGACUUCUCAGCCAAGCUAUUGUAGCCAACGGCUUUGUCUUCACCUCGGGCGUUAUAGCCUCAGACCCCGAAACGGGCCAUAUGAUCGGAGAAGGCGAUAUCCAGGCACAGUUUCACCAGUGCGUUAAGACCCUAGGAGCAAUUCUAGACCAGGCUGGAUCAAGCCUCGGUGAUGUGGUGGACGUGACUCUCAUGGUGGCCGACUCUUCGCAAUUCGCUAGCAUGAACGAGGCUUACAAGGGAUAUUGGGGUGACAUCAAGCCCGCAAGAAUGACUAUAUUUUGCACAGAGCUCCCACCGAAAUCUUUGGUGGAGCUCAAGUGCGUCGCCGUAGUCACCAAAUCCAAAAUGUAA
Messenger RNA from Clonostachys byssicola, 405 nucleotides. NCBI's taxonomy places the organism in Eukaryota, Fungi, Ascomycota, Sordariomycetes, Hypocreales, Bionectriaceae. The record is from the annotation of a GenBank genome assembly.